Molecule: messenger RNA, 2369 nt
Organism: Sorghum bicolor (sorghum)
Lineage: Eukaryota; Viridiplantae; Streptophyta; Magnoliopsida; Poales; Poaceae
Product: DNA (cytosine-5)-methyltransferase DRM2
Exons: 8
Coding region: 315-2138 (607 amino acids)
Cellular component (GO): nucleus
Molecular function (GO): DNA (cytosine-5-)-methyltransferase activity; protein binding
Source: RefSeq, a predicted model, not a curated record
UGGAGAUUCGCCGUCUCCCCCUCUCGUCUAAAAGCGGGCAAAGCAGAGACGGUGGAGGCAGGCAGAGCCGCCCUGUCGCCGGCGCGGCCUCCUGCUCCUCCUCCUCCUCUGCCACCGCCUCCCAACUCCCAGCGCGCAGGGGCCGACGGCGACGGGAGGGGAGAAGCGGCAGAGGUAGUCCGAGGAGGGGCGGGGCCGACGGCGACGGGAGGGGAGAAGCGGCAGAGGUAGUCCGAGGGGGGGCGGAGAGAGGCUGCGCCGUCCCACUCCGUCCGGUGCCUCAGCCCCCGGAGCCCCUUCGCGAAGGUUCGGGAAUGGCGCACUGGGUUAGCGACGGUGAUGGCAGUGACAGCUUCGAAUGGGAUAGUGAUGGCAAUGGGGAGGAGGCAGGGAGCUUCAACACUGCUGGUGCCAGUUCAUCAGCAAUGGCAUCAACGAACACUGACGCUCCAGGCCCAUCGAGACGGGUAAGCCAGGUUGCUAAUGGCAAUGGGAAGGCUGGGCCAUCUGCCUCUUUGGUUCAGAGGUAUAUAGACAUGGGUUUCGCAGAAGAGAUUGUUGUGAAGGCCAUAAAGGACAAUGGCGAUAAUGGAGCAGAUGCAUUAGUUGAGCUGCUUCUUACUUACCAGGAACUAGGCAAUGACCUCAACGUGGAUAACGGCUUUGCUUCUGGUUGUGUCCCCCAAACUGUUGACGAUAGUGGUGAUGAUGACUUUCUAGAAAACUGGGAUGAUUUAGAUGCUGGUGGGAGAAGCACCAGAGUUGCUAAUUCUGUUGAUGAUUCUGGAGACGAGGAUUUCUUACAUGAGAUGUCACAGAAGGACAACAAAAUUGAUUCCUUAGUUAAAAUGGGGUUUCCUGAAGACGAGGCUGCACUGGCUAUUACUAGAUGCGGGCAGGAUGCGUCUAUUUCUGUUCUGGCGGAUUCUAUCUAUGCUUCACAGACCGCAGGAGAUGGUUAUUGUGGCAAUUUGUCUGACUAUGAGGAUGGAGGGAGAAACAAAGGAAGGUUCAUGGAUGGGAACAACAAAAAGAGAAAGAGAUAUGGAAGUCAAGCACUGGGAAGUAGAGGCCCAUUAGAUGGUAGCGCUGAUGAACCCAUGCUGCUCCCAAAUCCAAUGGUUGGAUUUAGCUUGCCAGAUCAGUGGCCAAGACCAGUGAACAGAGAUCUACCUGCACUAGCUAUGGGUCCACCAUACUUCUACUAUGAGAAUGUUGCUCUUGCUCCAAAAGGUGUCUGGACUAUCAUAUCAAGAUUCUUGUAUGAUAUUCAGCCGGAGUUUGUGGACUCGAAGUACUUCUGUGCUGCUGCCAGGAAAAGAGGUUAUAUACACAAUUUGCCACUUGAGAACAGGUCACCUCUCCUCCCUAAACCUCCAAGGACAAUAACUGUAGCAUUUCCUCAUACCAAAAGGUGGUGGCCAUCAUGGGACCCAAGACAACAGUUCAAUUGCCUCCAGACUUGUGUGUCUAGUGCAAAACUGUUAGAGAAGAUUCGCGUAACCCUUACAAACAGUUCAGAUCCACCUCCUCCAAGAGUUCAGAAGCUGGUGUUGGAGGAGUGUAGGAAAUGGAAUCUUGCUUGGGUUGGCUUAAACAAGGUUGCUCCUCUAGAGCCUGAUGAGAUGGAGUUUCUACUCGGCUUUCCGAAGGAUCACACCAGAGGUAUCUGCAGGACAGAGAGGUUUCGAUCUCUAGGAAAUUCAUUUCAAGUUGAUACUGUUGCUUACCAUCUCUCAGUCCUCAAGGAUAUGUACCCAGAAGGCAUGAAUGUACUAUCUUUAUUCUCUGGUAUUGGAGGAGCAGAGGUGGCUCUCCACAGGCUUGGUAUACGCAUGAAGACAGUUAUUUCAGUAGAGAAGUCUGAGGUCAAUAGGACAAUUCUGAGGAGUUGGUGGGAUCAGACGCAGACCGGUACUUUGAUUGAGAUCAAUGAUGUGCAGACACUGACAUCUGAGAGGAUUGAGGCAUAUAUUAGAAGAUUUGGCGGCUUUGAUCUUGUGAUUGGUGGAAGUCCCUGUAACAAUCUUGCUGGGAGCAACCGUCACCACAGAAAUGGUUUGGAGGGCGAACAUUCUUCAUUGUUCUUUCAGUAUGUUAGGAUCUUAGAGUCCGUCAAGUCCAUCCAGCGUUUAUAGUCUUUAGGAUCUUCAUUGUUUUGGUUCUGGAAUUGUAGCAUCUUUCGUUGUGAUCAAACUUGUGAAUAAUUUGAACGUCGACUGGUGUAAUUCUCAUGUCACUCUAAUUUAGGCUACUUUUAAUUUUAUCCCCUUUGGUGAUUAUGCAAACUGAUGUUGGUGCAAUUCUGUGGCACUGUUUGGUGACCAAAGUGUUGGUGCAGUUCUGUGGCACUGGCAGUUCUAAUACUA